Molecule: messenger RNA, 3465 nt
Organism: Galeopterus variegatus (Sunda flying lemur)
Lineage: Eukaryota; Metazoa; Chordata; Mammalia; Dermoptera; Cynocephalidae
Gene: GIT1
Product: G protein-coupled receptor kinase interacting ArfGAP 1
Exons: 19
Coding region: 158-2257 (699 amino acids)
Biological process (GO): regulation of ARF protein signal transduction; brain development
Molecular function (GO): GTPase activator activity; protein binding
Source: RefSeq, a predicted model, not a curated record
GACCUUUGCCCCCACCCCGGCAGACCCAGGCUGGGCAUCCAUCAGCAGGGGUGUGCUGGUGUGUGACGAGUGCUGCAGCGUGCACCGGAGCUUGGGACGCCACAUCUCCAUUGUCAAGCACCUUCGCCACAGCGCCUGGCCUCCCACGCUGCUGCAGAUGGUGCACACGCUGGCCAGCAACGGGGCCAACUCCAUCUGGGAGCACUCUCUGCUGGACCCCGCACAAGUGCAGAGUGGCCGGCGCAAAGCCAACCCCCAAGACAAAGUCCACCCCAUCAAGUCAGAGUUCAUCAGGGCCAAGUACCAGAUGCUGGCGUUUGUGCAUAAGCUUCCCUGCCGGGACGAUGACGGAGUCACCGCCAAAGACCUCAGCAAGCAACUGCACUCAAGCGUGCGGACAGGCAACCUGGAGACAUGUCUGCGCCUGUUAUCCCUGGGCGCCCAGGCCAACUUCUUCCACCCAGAGAAGGGCACCACACCUCUGCACGUGGCUGCCAAGGCAGGGCAGACACUGCAGGCUGAGCUGCUCGUGGUGUAUGGGGCUGACCCUGGCUCCCCCGAUGUUAAUGGCCGCACACCUAUUGACUAUGCCAGGCAGGCGGGGCACCAUGAACUGGCAGAGAGGCUAGUUGAGUGCCAGUACGAGCUCACUGACCGGUUGGCCUUCUACCUCUGUGGACGCAAGCCAGAUCACAAGAAUGGGCAUUACAUCAUCCCACAGAUGGCUGACAGCCUGGACCUGUCCGAGUUGGCCAAAGCUGCCAAGAAGAAGCUGCAGGCGCUCAGCAACCGACUUUUUGAGGAACUCGCUAUGGACGUGUAUGACGAGGUGGAUCGAAGGGAAAAUGAUGCAGUGUGGCUGGCUACCCAAAACCACAGCACCCUGGUGACAGAGCGCAGUGCAGUGCCCUUCCUGCCUGUUAACCCUGAAUACUCAGCCACACGGAAUCAGGGGCGACAGAAGCUGGCCCGCUUUAAUGCCCGAGAGUUUGCCACUUUGAUCAUUGACAUUCUCAGUGAGGCCAAGCGAAGACAGCAGGGCAAGAGCCUGAGCAGCCCCACAGACAACCUUGAGCUAUCUGCACGGAACCAGAGUGACCUCGACGACCAGCACGACUACGACAGCGUGGCCUCUGAUGAGGAUACAGACCAGGAGCCUCUGCGCAGCGCUGGUGCCACUCGGAACAACCGUGCCCGGAGCAUGGACUCCUCUGACCUGUCCGAUGGGGCCGUGACGCUGCAGGAGUACCUGGAGCUGAAGAAGGCCCUGGCCACCUCUGAGGCAAAAGUGCAGCAGCUCAUGAAGGUCAACAGUAGCUUGAGCGAUGAGCUGCGGAGGCUGCAGAGGGAGAUCCACAAGCUGCAGGCGGAAAACCUGCAGCUCCGGCAGCCACCAGGGCCUGUGCCCACACCUCCACUCCCCAGCGAGCGAGCAGAACACACAGCCAUGGGGCCUGGUGGCAGCUCUCACCGCAGGGACCGUCAGGCCUUCUCCAUGUAUGAGCCAGGCUCUGCCCUGAAGCCCUUUGGGGGUCCACCUGGGGACGAGCUCAGCACGAGACUACAGCCUUUCCACAGCACUGAACAGGAGGAUGACACCAUUUAUUCGGUGCACGUUCCUGCCGGCCUUUACCGGAUCCGGAAGGGGGUGUCUGCCUCAGCUGUGCCCUUCACUCCCUCCUCCCCACUGCUGUCAUGCUCCCAGGAAGGAAGCCGCCACCCGAGCAAGCUUUCCCGCCACGGCAGUGGUGCCGACAGCGACUAUGAGAACACACAAAGUGGGGACACACUGCUUGGGCUGGAAGGGAAGAGGUUUCUAGAGCUGGGCAAGGAGGAGGACUUCCACCCAGAGUUGGAAAGCCUGGAUGGAGACCUAGACCCUGGGCUUCCCAGCACAGAGGAUGUUAUCCUGAAGACAGAGCAGGUCACCAAGAACAUACAGGAAUUGUUGCGGGCAGCCCAAGAGUUCAAGCACGACAGCUUUGUGCCCUGCUCAGAGAAGAUCCACGUGGCUGUGACCGAGAUGGCCUCUCUCUUCCCAAAGAGGCCAGUGCUGGAGCCCGUGCGCAGCUCACUGCGGCUGCUCAAUGCCAGCGCCUAUCGGCUGCAGAGCGAGUGCCGGAAGACCGUGCCGCCAGAGCCUGGGGCCCCCGUGGACUUCCAGCUGCUGACUCAGCAGGUGAUCCAGUGCGCCUAUGACAUCGCCAAGGCUGCCAAGCAGCUGGUCACCAUCACCACCCGAGAAAAGAAGCAGUGACCACUCUCCCUACACCAUCACCCGUGCCCUGGGACCUCACUGGCCAUGGGAGCUGGGCCACUCCAGACACUAAUCCCCACCCCAAAAGAGCCACUGGCACAAGUGCCCUUAGUGCUGCCACUCUCCCCUGGCAGCCAGGCGCCCUGGUGCCCACCCCCCCUUAAGUCCCCAAGGAUGGGGAGGUGGGGUGGCCGGAGCUUCUGUCCCCCACAUUCCAUGCACCUCCCCCUGUACAUAGCAUCCCCUCCCUUCCAGCGUGCGGGAGCCUACAAAGCAUCACUCCCAGCCCCUCGCCCUCUGGGGCACCCUCAGCAAAGGGUUGGUGGGGACACUCCAAGCGGGGCAGCUCCCCCUACAUGCACCCCACCCCCAUGAGCCAGUUCAGCCCUAUUGGGGGCUGAGCGGGGGCAUCCCCCUCCUUUGUACAUAUUCUCUGGAUGUCCCUGCCUUGUAGCCACCAGCCCUCUUGCUGCUCUCUCCUUUAAUGCCAAAUGGCCCCUGCCUAGGACAUAGGCCUCAACCUGUGUGCCGGGGUCCCCAGCAGCAAACACUGGAAAAUCUUUUUUUCUCUAUUCUCCCCACCCCUUAAUUUUAACUUUGUGGUAACUGAGUGUUCCUGCGUGCCUGCGUGUGAGUGUGCGGGCGGCAGUGCCGUUCCGGAGGCCUGGUCCAUCUGGAGUUUUGAGGGGUGAGAAGACCAGAGCAGUGUGGGGGGUCAGCCUCCCUCCCCCACCUGGGGCCAGGGACUGCCAGGGUCCCCCACUGUGGUCCUGCCCACUGCCUCUUCUCAUUGCUGCCCCCACUUCUCUAUGAACUUAGAAUGGGAAUCACUCCCCUCCAUCUCUCCCCUCCCUCGUGGAGGGGGAUGUGUGGCUGGCUGGGGUGAGGAUGGAGCACCUGAGCCUGGGGCUGGCUCCCCAGGGUCCCCAACUCAGCUGGUGGCUGUGGAGCUGAAAGCCCCCUCCCCGUAACCUCUGCAAGGCCAGCACCCACCGUCACUCCCUGCACCUGCUGUGGUCCCACCCUCUGCAGGCCCAGGAGCCUGGCUGCAGCCUGGGAAGGCUGGAGAGGCAGACUGCAGCACCUGCAGGCCCUUCUCCCCACUCCACCUCUUCCCCAGGGGGCCAGGCCCUACCUGUGUGGUGGUGGGUGGGCUGUCAGGUGGUGUGUCAUGUACAUUUGUAUCAAAAAUAAAUAAGUGACCAUGU